This is a messenger RNA of Xenopus tropicalis (tropical clawed frog), 1503 nucleotides long. RefSeq names its product cytochrome b561 (gene cyb561). Gene Ontology annotation, cellular component: membrane; chromaffin granule membrane. The transcript is spliced from 6 exons. The record is from RefSeq and is a predicted model, not a curated record. Lineage: Eukaryota; Metazoa; Chordata; Amphibia; Anura; Pipidae. Gene Ontology annotation, molecular function: metal ion binding; oxidoreductase activity; iron ion binding. The coding region runs from base 194 to 934 and encodes 246 amino acids.
CUGUGGACUCUCCGCCCCCAGCAGGUCCCGGUGUGUGACACGGACAGGGAGGGACAGUGGGACUGGGAGCUGCCGGACUCACAGUGACAGAGCGGAGAAGCGCAGGCAGCGGGACGCGGGGAAUGACAGAGGCUCUCACACGUACGGGCGGAUAUAGGGCACACGAGUCUAACCUCCACCUUCCAUCUCAGCCAUGGAGAAUGCACUCAGUCAGAACAUCGGCUUCAUGCCGUACCUGGUGGCAGGGUCCCAGAUCCUGGGCAUCGCUGUUUUGGCUAUAACCGGAGCUUGGCUGUCGCAAUACAGAGGCGGUUUCUCCUGGAGUGGCCCCCUUCAAUUUAAUGUUCAUCCACUGUGCAUGGUCCUUGGUAUGGUGUUUCUGUGUGGAGAAGCUCUCUUGGUAUAUCGAGUGUUCAGACAUGAGACAAAAAGAGCGACCAAAAUCUUGCAUGGGGUCUUGCACGUCAUGGCUCUGGUCAUCUCGCUCGUGGGGAUCAUAGCUGUAUUCCAGUUCCACAAAGCCAAUGGGUACGCAGAUAUGUACAGUUUGCAUAGUUGGUGUGGGAUCACCACCUUCAGUUUGUACAUCUUGCAGUGGAUUAUUGGGUUCCUUCUGUUUUUUGUACCCGGCGUGGCCUAUACAUACAGGAGUCGAUUUAAGCCUCUGCAUGAAUUCUUUGGCCGGGCCUUGUUCCUAAGCUCCAUUGCUACCAGUCUGCUUGGUCUCACUGAAAAAAUGUUUUCGGACUACUCACAACGGCCAGCAGAGGGCGUCCUGGUCAACACACUGGGAGUGCUGCUAGUGGUAUUCGGAGCAGUUAUUGCCUACAUCCUGACACGAGAGGAAUGGAGGCGCCCACCUCUUCCAGAGGAGCAGGCCCUUUCCAUGGACUUUAAGACCCUCACUGAAGGAGACAGCCCAACUGAUCAGUGAGCCACUAUGCCGAGCUUAGACUGACGCGCUCUACUGUCCGAAACCUCUGAUGCUGCUUGUGAUUGUAACUUAUGUACAGCUGGGACCCUCACUGCUACCUGUCCCUAUACCGGGACUACUAUGGGAUGUGGAUUCUGACAAAGCAACAUUUACACAGAUGCAGCCUUAAAAAUGCUGUUGUGCCCACACCUACCUAUGGGUGCCAGCCUGUGCCAAUUUUGUUCAACAGUUCCUGACAACCAAACCCUGUUAGACCAUGCCACUGUAAUUUGCUUGCCAAGGCCACUGAUCCCGGCAUCAGAAUGCAGUUUAAGUGCCAGGAUGGAAAAAAGGUAAUUAUUUAGAAGAUUGUCUAUGGGAAAUAUUCAUAUUUAUUGCAAGUUUAUUCCUGGCCAGUCACCUGACAGCUAGCAUUCUGAAGUGUUAAAGGAGAAGUAAGGCUUAAUCAUCAGUCUGAUGCCCCUGCCCACAUCUUUGUGAGUGUCCUCCUUCUGCGCUCUACUUCCACUCCUAGGUUAUGUGCCAAUUGUAUCCACUGGAUGUCUGUGCUAAUAAAUGUUCAACAUGCA